CAAUGGCUUUGUCCCUUGAAGCAGGUCUGCCCGGAGGUCCCGCCCCGGAAGUCCCGCCCCUGCGCGGCUCACGCCUGCGCAGAAGGGUCGUCCCGAGGUUUCCCGCGCGGCUCCGCCUUUGCAGGGGCUCCGCUCGUCCUGUCCCUCCUCCGGCCGCCCAGACUCCGCCUUUGGAGGCGGGGACCGGCGGUUGGUGGCUCGGCCGGCAUGGGGCUGCCCGGGCUGCAUAUAGGCGCUUGCCGGUCGCUCUUCGCACUGACGCGCACCGUACCCGUGGGCUCCGCAUCAGCGGUGACAGCGACAGCAGGAGGCUGCCUGCAAGGAUUGGGACAGACCACGCUCGGCCCGGCCCGAGGUUUCCGAAGCUCCGUCGCCGCCAUGGCCUCGAUCAAGGUGGGAGAUGCUGUCCCAUCAGUGACGGUGUUCGAAAAGGAGCCCGGGAACAAGUUGAACCUGGCAGAACUGUUCAAGAACAAGAAAGGGGUGCUCUUUGGGGUCCCUGGAGCUUUUACCCCCGGCUGUUCCAAGACCCACUUGCCAGGGUUUGUGGAGGGAGCUGAGCAGCUGAAGGCCAAGGGUGUGCAGCUGGUGGCCUGUCUCAGCGUUAACGAUGUGUUUGUGACUGAGGAGUGGGGUCGAGCCCACAAGGCGGAAGGCAAGGUCCGGCUCCUGGCUGACCCCACAGGUGCCUUCGGCAAGGAGACAGGUUUGCUUCUGGAUGACACCUUAGUGCCGCUUUUUGGGAAUCGACGGCUCAAGAGGUUCUCCAUGCUGAUAGAGAACGGCGUGGUGAAGGCUUUGAACGUGGAGCCCGAUGGCACGGGCCUCACCUGCUCCCUGGCCCCCAACAUCCUCUCGCAGCUCUGACACCCUGGCCAGACUCCCCCUCCUUCCACUGUUGGUGCCCCAUGGGAACCUGCACCAGAUUUCAGCAAUAAACAUUUGCUCCCGG
This is a messenger RNA of Suncus etruscus (white-toothed pygmy shrew), 952 nucleotides long. RefSeq names its product peroxiredoxin 5 (gene PRDX5). Gene Ontology annotation, biological process: hydrogen peroxide catabolic process; cellular response to oxidative stress; cell redox homeostasis. The coding region runs from base 208 to 867 and encodes 219 amino acids. Gene Ontology annotation, cellular component: peroxisome; cytoplasm; mitochondrion. The transcript has 6 exons. The record is from RefSeq and is a predicted model, not a curated record. Lineage: Eukaryota; Metazoa; Chordata; Mammalia; Eulipotyphla; Soricidae. Gene Ontology annotation, molecular function: thioredoxin peroxidase activity.